UGGCAAUCUCAGCAGCCAAUCGUUCUUCGCAGGUCGAGCUAGUGUGCCGCCAAAACGACGUCUUCGGCGUCUGCUGCGAUUACGUCGGAUUUAAGUUAACAUAGCGCGACGCACGUGGCCGGCGUCCCGACGCUGUGACGUCACAAGUGCCGCCGGAGUGGAAGAAGAAAGAAAAAGUGGCAGAAUUUUCAGUUGAAAUAUGUUUUGAAUGUGGUGAUUUUUUGGUGAUUGUUACCGGUUUGGAUUGAGACGGGUUUUAACAUAUGUCGUGAAAUUUUGGAUUUGAGAAAAAAAGAUAGAUCAUGGAGUCCCACUUAGAACACAGAGAUAGAGUGGGGGUCCAAGAUGCAGUCUUGCUUGAAGAUUACACCAACGAAAAAGCUUUUAUCGAAAAUUUACAAAAACGAUUCAACGAAGAUGUUAUAUACACAUACAUUGGUCCAGUACUUAUUAGCGUUAACCCAUACAAAGAACUUAAUAUUUAUAGCCCGCAAGAUGUCAAAGGUUACGAAAAUAAGCAUUUUUUUGAAGUUCCUCCACACGUGUUUGCUAUAACAGACACAGCAUAUCGAUCUCUACACGAAGAACACAGGGAGCAGUGUAUAUUAAUUUCAGGUGAGUCCGGUUCUGGAAAGACUGAAGCGUCAAAAAAAGUUCUUCAAUACAUCGCCGAAGUGACUGAAAGAAAGGGCGAAAUAGAAACAAUAAGGGAUAAACUUUUGGUAUCGAAUCCAGUUCUGGAAGCAUUUGGAAAUGCUAAAACCAACAGAAACGAUAACUCGAGUAGGUUCGGGAAGUUUAUGGAUAUCCAAUUUAAUUUCGAAGGUAGUCCUGUAGGUGGAAAUAUCCUUAAUUACCUUCUGGAAAAAUCCAGGGUAAUCAGUCAAUCUCCUGGAGAAAGAAAUUUCCACAUUUUCUACCAGCUUUUAGAUGGAGGCACUGACGAACAGUUAAACAAAUUAAACUUAAAAAAGGAUUUCAAUUCUUAUUAUUACUUAUCACACGGGGAUAAGGCACAUAAUUUUAAAAGAGAAGAUAAGAAAAAUUUUCGAGAAGUCGAAAGUGCCCUGUCAACUUUGGAGUUCACCCCCCAGGAACAGGACGACAUAUUUUUCAUUAUUUCAGCAAUUUUACAUUUAGGAAACGUCGGAUUUACAGAGGCUGAGAAUAAGGCUGUUAUUGUUAAGCCCGAAUUAGUUGAUAACAUUGCAAACCUUCUUAACUGUGAUAGAGAAAAACUAAGACUUUCUUUGACGCAACGAACUAUCGAGACUAUAAGGGACGUAGUGACCACUCCUCUGGACAGAGAGUUAGCUGUGUAUGCCAGAGAUGCCCUGGCAAAAGCCGUAUAUGACAGACUGUUCACUUGGCUCGUGAAGCGAAUCAACAGUUCCUUACAACCAUCCGAUGCCAGAAGGAACUCUGUGAUUGGAAUUUUGGAUAUUUACGGAUUUGAAAUCUUCGAAAAGAAUAGUUUUGAACAGUUGUGCAUAAAUUUCUGUAACGAAAAACUUCAACAAUUGUUCAUUGAAUUGACGCUGAGAUCAGAACAGGAAGAAUAUGAAAAGGAAGGCAUCCAAUGGGAGAUGAUUCCUUAUUUUGACAAUAAAAUUAUAUGUGAUUUGAUUGAAGAAAAACAUAAAGGAUUAAUUGCAUUUAUGGAUGAAGAAUGUCUGAGGCCAGGAGAUCCAAACGACAUAACUUUACUAGCAAAGUUAGACAAAAAUUUGAGCUACCACGAACAUUACAUAAGCCACAAAAAAGCCGAUUUCAGAUUACAGAAAGUAAUGGGACGCGAUGAAUUUAGAUUGAUUCACUAUGCAGGCGUAGUGACAUACAACAUUAAAUCCUUUAUCGAAAAGAACAAUGAUUUGCUGUUCAGAGAUCUCAGGGAAGCGAUGUGCAGUUCAACGAAUACAGUAUUGCAGUCUAUUUUCUUGGAGUCUGAACAACGAAGCAAAAAGAGACCGGAUACUGCCAUAACUCAGUUCAAAAAUUCGUUGAAUAACUUGAUGAACAUUUUGAAGGAUAAAGAACCAUCGUACAUCAGAUGUAUCAAACCCAAUGAUACAAAGAGUCCUGGCAUUUUCGAUGAAGAAAUAGUGAGACACCAAAUAAAAUACCUGGGUCUCAUGGAAAACCUCAGGGUUCGCAGAGCAGGGUUCGCCUACCGUCGUACCUACGAGCUGUUCCUGAAGAGGUAUAAGAGUCUGGCACCCGAAACGUGGCCCCAUUUCCCAGGAAAUGCCAAAGAUGGCGUUCAGCAUUUGGUUUGCGCUCUGGGAUACGAAGCCAAAGAAUAUCAAAUGGGAAGAACCAAGAUUUUCAUAAGACAUCCGCAAACACUUUUCCGUACUGAAGACGCUUUCCAACUGAAGAAAAACGACAUAGCCUCUAUUAUACAAGCUCACUGGAAAGGUUGCUUACAAAGACGCAAAUAUUUGAAGAUGAAAGAAGCAGUCAUCGUUUUGCAGAAGAAUGCGAGAAGAUACCUUGCUAAGUCCAACGCUAAAAAACGAAGAGAGGCUGCUACUAAAAUUAGAGCAUUUAUUCAUGGUUUUAUCACUCGUCAUGAAUCGCCAAAUGAAGACAACGAGAGAUUCAUACAAAUUACAAAAGUCAACUGGUUGAAACGACUGGCUAAGAGUUUACCUCAAAAUAUCUUAAAACGAACUUGGCCUCCAUGUCCCACAAUAUGCCAAGAAGCAUCGGAAUUAUUGAGAGUUAUGUACGAUGCCAAUUUAUCAAGAAGAUACAGGUUGGCACUGACACCUGAAAGAAAACAACAGUUUGAACUCAAGGUUUUAGCAGAAAGCUUAUUUAAAGGAAAGAAGAAAAGUUAUGCUUCCAGUGUUCCAGAAUGGUUUGUCAAAGACAGAGUAUCCGAGCAUAGUUUGGCACUCAAAUCUGGAUACUCAACACAACUUAAUGGGGAUAAAGAAGUAUAUGCAACAUCAGUAAUGAAGUAUGACCGACACGGAUAUAAACCAAGAGAACGCAUCAUCAUAGUUACGCAAAACAACCUGCACGUUCUUGAAUGCAAAGGUUCAGUCAAGCAGAAACAUGUCUUACCACUGAGAAAACUACAAUUUGUUGUAACUCACGAAAACGACAAGUUCCUUUUGGUUAGGAUACCUGAAGACUUACUUAAAAAGGAUAAGGGCGAUCUGCUGUUAGAAGUACCACACUUGAUAGAAGCCAUCACAGCUAUUAUAAAAGUCACAAACGAUCGGAACGCACUGACAAUUAUCGAUGCUACUACAAUCGAACAUCACAUGAACGGUAAAAAUGGAACCAUAGAAAUACAACUUGGUUCACCAGAAAGUAUUCACAAAAAUAAGAGCGGGCAUUUACUUAUAGUUGCAUCUCCUUAGGCCAUUACAAACUAAGUACAAAUCAAGGAACAAAAAGCUAUAAAAUUAUUUUUAUUUUUUACUUCCAUAUUUUUCCUACAAAAAAUACUUUUUUAUAAUUUUAGAACGUUGUUGUUUAAUUUAUUCUUAUAUUGUUAAAAAAUAAAUAAAAUAUUUUAAAUGUAAAUUAUUUACAUUUGCAUCAUGCUUCCAUGUAUUUUAUAUAAAAGCUUUAACUUUUUUGGAGAUUAAUUUUACCAAUCAGUGCCAUUCUAUGUAUGCAUAGGUACUAAAAAGAAUUUUCUUCCAAAAAAUAAACUAUAUUUUAUAAUUAUAUAAAUCUGUAUAAAUAAAAAAAUAGAACUAAAAAA
Messenger RNA from Sitophilus oryzae (rice weevil), 3724 nucleotides. Its product is annotated as unconventional myosin IC. Gene Ontology annotation, molecular function: microfilament motor activity; ATP binding; actin filament binding. Bases 303 to 3374 code for a protein of 1023 amino acids. The record is from RefSeq and is a predicted model, not a curated record. Gene Ontology annotation, cellular component: cytoplasm; microvillus; vesicle. Gene Ontology annotation, biological process: vesicle transport along actin filament; actin filament organization. The transcript is spliced from 21 exons. Lineage: Eukaryota; Metazoa; Arthropoda; Insecta; Coleoptera; Curculionidae.